UUAGGAAGAUUUUUUAAGUGUUUGAUACCACUCAACAAGCCCAGACAAAGACUAUGCUAAAAAUUCGCAUGCCCAAAACCAGAAACCGGCCAUUAUCUCACGUGUGAACUGCGUCAGAGGCCCAGUCGUCGUAUUUUUUUAUGCCCACCUACCCCCGGGAAACUCCAUUGAUCUUUCCUCAGCUACUUCAGACUCUCAGCAAUUUCGUCCCAUUCAGAAGGACCGAUUAUGUUGACCCACGUUUCAGACCUAUAAAUACCCACCUAAUUCCCAGCUUGCUUCUCAGCUCGUGUCUCCUCUGCAACCGAGCAUUCAAACCCCCAAAAUACAGGUUAAAACCAACAGGAAAAGCAGAGAAUUAGGAGGAAAAUCAGAGAUUCAGUACAAAAAUCGGAUCUGGUGAACGAAUUUGUCAGUGAAAUCAAACCGGAAAAAAAUGCAGAGCAUUUCAGCGAGUUUGUGCAAUGGCAGCGUGGAGAAUUUGAGGAAACCGGGGGUAUUUUACCCGCGGGAGAAUUUGAAGCAAAGGAGGGCCAAAAUUGGGGCUGUUUAUACUCCUCCGGGACAAGGGAUGCAGAAUCCUCUGGGGGAUUGUGCGAAUUUGAGCCGAUCGCAAUGGCAGAGCUCCUGUGCGAUUCUUUCCAGCAAAGCCGUAGCACAGCAGCAGGAAACGGAGAAAUCUGCAGGGGAAGCUCUGGUUCCCGUCAAUGGCAGCGCGAGAAAGGAAACGGCGAUCGCUACGCUGGAUAGCUUGCCGAAACCCCUGUCGAUUGCAGACUUUUCACCUGCGCCGAUGCACGGCGCGCAGCUGCAGGUGGCGUACCAGGGCGUUCCGGGAGCUUACAGCGAAGCUGCGGCGAACAAAGCAUACCCUAAUUGCAACGCCAUACCCUGUGACCAGUUCGAGGUUGCCUUUCAGGCCGUGGAGCUCUGGAUCGCGGAUCGGGCCGUUCUGCCUGUGGAAAAUUCCCUAGGGGGGAGCAUUCAUAGGAAUUACGAUUUGCUGCUGCGGCACAGGCUUCACAUAGUGGGGGAAGUCCAGCUGCCUGUUCAUCACUGCCUCAUGGCGCUUCCUGGCGUAAACCCUAAGGAGGAUCUCAGGAGGGUUAUAAGCCAUCCUCAAGCCCUAGCUCAGUGUGAGCACACAGUCACACGGCUCGGCCUUGGCCUGGCCCGUGAAGCCUUUGAUGACACAGCAGGUGCCGCUGAGUACAUCGCUGUAAAUGGCCUCCGUGAUACUGCUGCCAUUGCCAGCGCUAGGGCCGCUGAGCUUUACGGCCUGACAAUCAUUGCAGAUGGAAUUCAGGACGACUGCAACAAUGUUACCCGCUUUGUUAUGCUGGCUCGCGAGCCCAUCAUUCCGCGCACAGAUCGGCCAUUCAAGACCAGCAUCGUUUUCGCCCAUGAUAAGGGGACCUCUGUUCUGUUCAAGGUCUUGUCUGCCUUUGCUUUCAGGGACAUCAAUUUGACCAAGAUCGAGAGCCGCCCGCAUAGAAAUAAGCCCCUGCGGAUCGUUGAUGAUGUGAAUUUCAGCGGGACUGCUAAGCAUUUUGAGUACCUGUUUUAUGUUGAUUUUGAGGCAUCCAUGGCUGAACCUCGCGCACAGAAUGCUCUGGCUGAGGUCCAGGAGUUCACUUCUUUUCUUCAGGUUCUCGGCAGUUACCCCAUGGAUAUGACGCCCUUGAAUAAGCAUUGAUUAAGGAAUUACAGUUUUCUUUACAUUCUUUUUGCUCCUGCUUUCUUCCCUUGCUCACUGUAAUUUGCAGGGCAGCCUGCGGAUUUGGUUUGAAUUUGGUUAUGGCAAUGACAGUCUGCGGAUUUGGUUUGAAGUUGGUUAUGGCAAUGACCCAAAGUUUGGAUACUUUUCUUUGUACAAUCCGGCAAAAUAACAUUGUACAGAAUCCUCUGGGAUAAAGUAUUAAUUCCAUUCAUAAAUCGAUGUUCA
Molecule: messenger RNA, 1945 nt
Organism: Cryptomeria japonica (Japanese cedar)
Lineage: Eukaryota; Viridiplantae; Streptophyta; Pinopsida; Cupressales; Cupressaceae
Product: arogenate dehydratase 3
Exons: 1
Coding region: 437-1696 (419 amino acids)
Biological process (GO): L-phenylalanine biosynthetic process
Cellular component (GO): chloroplast; cytoplasm
Molecular function (GO): arogenate dehydratase activity; prephenate dehydratase activity
Source: RefSeq, a predicted model, not a curated record